UUGUUUUUGUAAAUUAAAACUUUAAUGAUUAAAUUAUCGUUAGCAAUAUUUUCGAUUGAUUUUGUUAGAAAUCCUAUUUUCUCUCUUUCUGAUUGAUUUUUUAAGUUGUUGUGAGUGGAUAUGAAAGUUUGUUAGAGUUGAAUAGGUAAAAAUAGUUGAAAAAAUAGAAAAAAAAAAGACUUGGCAAUUACGACUACAAAUUGUUAGGAUACGUGAAUGUCUUGUUGCCAAAACCUCCUUUGGUUUAUUCAUCACAAAGUUUUAGCUUAGUUAAUGUUACAUUACCUUAACUAAGUAUCUUCUCAUGACAAGGUCUCUUUGUACUUCGUGUGGUCUCAGGAGUAGACACUGCCAAUGCCUUCAGCAAGCUUCAAACACAGACAGUGACAGUGACAGUGACGAUGCAAGCAGUGAGGGUGCAAACAGUGACAAUGAAGAAACUGCGUUUAAACUUACACCAGCUUCCUUCUGCGUUGUAUACCUCAUGUACGCUCUCGCAUUUGCAGGCCUCUACUUCAUCUUAUCUGUGCCAAUAAACUUUUUCAUUUUAAAUCCAAGAUGCUACGUGGAUGUCUUUGCUGAGUCAUUCUCCGUUUCAAACCCUUCAAUCUCAAAUACAAGCGCUGAUUGGAACGUCGGGUUUACAACAAUGAGCCCAGGUAGUAACACUUGUAAAGUCUAUCUCCAUACAAUGAAAUCGCGUCUUAUCCGCGGAGGCAAGCUAAUCUCCGAGUCAGCCAGUCCUGAUUAUUUCGGUUUACUCGUAAGGGAAAAAAUCAACGAUGUACCGCUUCCUUAUGCUGUUUUCAAAACGGUUGCAACGCCCCGCGACGGCUUGGUUUUGGAUAUCCGAGUGGAAGUUGUAACUAGCGUUAAGAUAGACGGUGGCUCCCGUUAUGAACAUGGUUUCUUGAUCUUGACUUGCGGCAAUAUACCGGUGAAUUUCACGGCAGAUCCGGACGGAAAUGUGAAGGGAUCGUUGCUCGGAUAUAUGAGGCCGUGUGAGUAUAAAUUCCAGCAGGAGUUCCCACUCGCAUCAUUUUAGAUUUGACUUUUACGAGUCUUACGGUACUUUAGGUAUAGUGAAUUGUGUUUUAUUCGUUUAUCAAAAUAAGUUAGGAUAAUUAGAGUUUAAUCACCAAUAUCAAAGUAUUGUAUCACUUGAAAAACCAUCUAA
This is a messenger RNA of Camelina sativa (false flax), 1177 nucleotides long. RefSeq lists its product as uncharacterized. The record is from RefSeq and is a predicted model, not a curated record. NCBI's taxonomy places the organism in Eukaryota, Viridiplantae, Streptophyta, Magnoliopsida, Brassicales, Brassicaceae.